Messenger RNA from Cladocopium goreaui, 1598 nucleotides. The record is from the annotation of a GenBank genome assembly. NCBI's taxonomy places the organism in Eukaryota, Dinophyceae, Suessiales, Symbiodiniaceae.
AUGCCAUGGCUGGUCCAUGUCCAGAAUUCCUGGGCGAAGAGUACUCCAUCGCCGGAUGCGGACAACAUUUUUGAGAUCUCCAACUCCAUAGUUGCAGUGGAUCCUGACCAUGGCAUCAACGGGUGGUAUCCUAUCGACAGCUCAGCGUGGCUCUUCGUCGAAGCAGCCCAGAAGGUGGGGGAGAUUUCAGACGAUCACUUCGAGCUUGAUGGUGGAGUUCUGCCACAGCUGGAGGUUAGUGUCCCAAAGCUGGCACCGUUGGAUCUCACUUUGGGAGAUCCUGAAGAGCCGUUGCGGAGCCUGUCAAGCAAAAUCACUGAUGAAGCGCUGUUGAAGUUACACCGCGAUGGCUUUGUGAUCGUAGACCAGGCCUUGUCUCCUGCACUUUGCGAGACUUUGCGCCAUGAAAUGGACAUCUUGUUGGAGAAUGGCCAGAUGUGGGAUAGUCAAUCCUACUCACAUGAAGAGGGAGCCCUGCAUCAUGAUAUUUGUGAAACCACCCUGGACUUCAAAGAUGUUCGUUUCUAUGCGCCCACCUUCACUCGCAUGGGCACGGACGAAGGUUUGCUGCGGGUCUUGCGCAGGCUGCCAGUGCUGCGGGACCUCUCUAUGCAGCACUUGAGACUGCAGAUCAACAAGGGCAAUGGUGGCUGCUACACGAUGCACACGGACUCCGGCGUUUCUGGUGAGGAAGAUGGACGGCAAGUCUUGCGUGUGACGGCUCUAUUCUAUUUGAAUGAAGGAUGGACCUCAGAACACGGAGGAGAACUGCGAGUGUAUCCAUAUCCAUCAGCACCAGUGAAGAUCGCUCCUCUUCUCGGGCGACUGGUUUUGUUUCAUCCGCGCCUGGUACACGAAGUGUUGCCCAACUUCCGCAAGCGAUAUUGCUUCACCCUAUGGUGUGCAGUCGAGCAGAGUAGCACCAGCAGUCAUUUCAUGGAGGAUCUGGAGUCCAUGACUUGCUUCAACCAAGCUUGCUCUGUGUGCGAAAAGGCGACCCACUUGGAAAAAACGCCACGGUCGAAGCUGCUGCAAGUUCCGCGACCCCUGCGGUGCCUUUUAUUGCCGGAGGUCCGACCUUUGCUGGUGCGCUACGUUUUCCGAGACUGCGAGCUGCAAUCCGCAUGCCGCUCACAUGACGAAGGUCCUCAGAAGCAGGAGAUGCUUGAAGGCAUUGGCCGCUAUCACCAACAAAUGCGAGAUGAGAACCCGCAAUGGUUCCGGCAGCUCUUAGAACAGCUCCCGGGAGCCGAAGUCGGCACCGCGCGCGCAGCGCGCCUGGGGUCCUAUGAGUUGAAGGAGGUGAUGAGGAGCUGCUGCCCCUGGUGGGAAGAUGCAGCCUGAUGACCCAUUUUUCCCUGGAAAGGUGUUGAUGGUUUUGGGCGAGUGAGAUGAUUUGCUGCUGUUCGAGGCCGUUUUGGGGGCCGAAAAUGUGGAUUCUGAGUGGUGCUUUGAGCCACAUUUUGGUGAGCUUGAAUGCCAUAUAGAGCUUCGGCCCUAAGGCGCCGUGUUGCACAAUGCUGCAAUAGACUGAAGGUUGUACAUAGCCCACUGUCAUGGGACAAAGACUUCAUUGAUUGGAACAAAAAAAGGCAAAA